Sodiomyces alkalinus F11 is the source of this 705-nucleotide messenger RNA. RefSeq lists its product as hypothetical. Lineage: Eukaryota; Fungi; Ascomycota; Sordariomycetes; Glomerellales; Plectosphaerellaceae. The transcript has 2 exons. The record is from RefSeq and is a predicted model, not a curated record. Gene Ontology annotation, cellular component: mitochondrial inner membrane; mitochondrion. The coding region runs from base 1 to 705 and encodes 234 amino acids. Gene Ontology annotation, biological process: mitochondrial respiratory chain complex IV assembly.
AUGGCCAACCGACCCGAUAAAGAUGAACCAGAGAGCCGCCAGGAAACCCGCUUGGGCUGGCUGACCAGUCGCGGCUCCUCAACCGCCCCCGAGUCCUCUUCCUCAUCUGAGUCCUCACCAUCAUCGUCGUCGUCCUCCUCCUCCUCCACCUCAUCGACUACCGUCAUCUCAAACUGGGACAAUGCAACUCAGUCCGAUCUGAGAGUAGACCCGCUCCCCAGCCUACCAGAAAAAAAACUCACCAGAGUCCAAGGCAAGCUGGAUGCCGCAGCUUACCGGACCCCUGCUCUGCAGCCGCAACCGCACAACGCGGAGGUCCCCACCAUUCAGGAGGCCGUCAAGUCGAUCAAAACGGAGGAUUUCCUGAACGUCGGAAAAGUCCCCUGCGCCCGGGAUGGAUACAUUUACGGCAUCAUCACCGGCGGAAUUGUAGGCGGUGUCAAAUUCAUGAUGAGCGCCCCCGUGCCCAAGGUAGCGAACUGGGCUGUAGGCGGCACCAUCGCCGGCGCGGCCGCGUCGUUCGAGUGGUGUCAGUACAAGCGACGGCAGGAGAGAAUUAACAUGCGCCGUGCUGUGGAGGUGUUCCAGCAGGGCCAAAAGGAAAAGCAGCGCAAAGAGAUGGAGGCUAAGAAGGUGGCGCAGGAAGAAGCGGCCAAGAGGGAGGCCGAGGCAGCGAAACAGCGGUCUUGGUAUACAUUCUGGUAG